AUGUCACCUCGCGCGCCCGAGCUCCCGCCCUAUGAGCGCCCGACCAUUGCGCGCAAUGCAUCCUCACAGUCCAAAGUCUCGGUGCCGUCCAUAUCGCAGUCCAACGAGGCAGACGAUGAGCAAAGCCUCUCUUCCGACCAGAGCCUCGACAUGGAGUCCCACGACUCGCAGCCCCACUACGAGGGCGAAGACACCCGGUUGACCAGCGACAAGGAGCUCCGCGGCUUUUACAUGUAUGGAUGGGCUGCCGAGGUCUUUGUUGUUUGCGGUAUUGGGUCUUUCAUACCUGUAACGCUCGAGCAGCUCGCGCGCGAGAAUGGCGUCUUACUGUCCGAUCCUUCCACACCGUGCAAAGCCACGAAGCCUACCGUCCAUCCCGGCCCAUCAUUCUCCACCAACGCCGUAGAGGCUCUGUUCAAACCGAAUCCUGAAAAGGGACAAUGCGUCGUUCAUAUCCUCGGUAUCGAGAUCAACACUGCGAGCUUCGCCAUGUACACUUUCAGCAUAUCGGUUCUCAUACAAGCUCUGCUGAUCAUUAGCAUGAGCGGCGCAGCGGAUCAUGGGAGGUUCAGGAAGACCUUCCUCCUAUGGUUCGCAUUUAUUGGAAGCAUCGCGACCAUGCUUUUCCUACCAGUGGUACCCAAGGUGUAUCUGCUAGGCGCAGUGCUGGCAAUCAUUUCAAACACAUGCUUUGGUGCCAGUUUCGUACUAUUGAACAGCUUCCUACCGCUAAUGGUGCGCUUCCACCCUACGGUCAAGUACGCCGACUCCAUCGCCGACGAAUCGUACGCAGACGAGGAAGACGAGGCGGAAACAGAAGAAGACGACGAGAGAGGAGGUGAAACUCCAACGCAGGAGAAUAUUAUACGAGGAGCGCAAUACGCAAACCAGCUUGGACAAAGAGAAGGCCUUCUUGACGAAGUCGCUGAUGCGACAACCGCACUGUUGCCGAGUAACCUUUCAGCCGCCGAUCUGACAAUUCCGAGGGCAAGAAGCAGGUCCGCUCCUUCAGUGGAACUCGCUCUUGCAACCAAGAUCUCAUCCUACGGUAUUGCGAUCGGUUACAUUGCUGCUUUGCUUGUGCAGACUAUCGGUAUUCUCAUCGUCAUCGCGUUCCAAUCCUCCAACUUUGGCCUCCGCCUGGUCCUCUUCGUCAUCGGUGCGUGGUGGUUUGUCUUCACACUACCGACAGCGCGCUGGCUGCGUCCCCGUCCAGGACCGCCUCUGCAUAUCGGUGCGCAAACCUCCAACUUUGGCACUGCCCUCGCGUACUUUGCAUACUCGUGGAAAUCCCUUGGCCGUACAGCGACCCACGCGCGACAUCUCAAGGAUGUACUACUCUUCCUCGCAGCAUGGUUCCUGCUUUCGGACAGCAUUGCCACUGUAUCCGGUACAGCAGUGCUCUUCGCAAAGACAACCCUGGGCAUGUCAUACGCCAUGCUCGCCCUAAUAAACGUCAUCGCAACAGUCUUCGGCGUUCUGGGCGCCUUCCUGUGGUCACGGCUGUCUGCUUUCUUCCGCCUGUCGCCAACACAAACAAUCCUACUCUGCAUCAUGCUCUUUGAAGUAAUUCCAAUCUAUGGUCUUCUAGGGUACAUACCAGCAGUCCAGCGGUUAGGAUACCUGGGUUUGCAGCAGCAGUGGGAGAUGUACCCUCUAGGUGCAGUCUACGGCUUCGUCCUUGGUGGUCUCAGCAGUUACUGCCGUGCGCUAUUCGGCGAACUCAUCCCUCCUGGCUACGAAGCCGCCUUCUACGCUCUAUACGCCAUUACAGAUAAAGGCAGCAGUGUCUUCGGUCCCGCUAUUGUAGGCGCCAUCACCGAUGCUUAUGGCGAGAUUAGACCGGCUUUCUGGUUUCUAGCUAUCCUGGUCGGCCUCCCCUUCCCCAUCAUGAUGCUCGUCGACGUAGACCGUGGCCGUACCGAAGGCGCCGCCCUCGCCAAAACCCUCGAAGAAUUGGCGCGUGCUCAGGAUCCCAGCCACAUCGACGCCGACGAUAAUUUGUCGCAGGAGAUCAGAGAUGACCUCCGUAGCUCGUUUUCCUAUCAGCGCUCUUGA
Messenger RNA from Alternaria infectoria, 2058 nucleotides. RefSeq lists its product as uncharacterized. NCBI's taxonomy places the organism in Eukaryota, Fungi, Ascomycota, Dothideomycetes, Pleosporales, Pleosporaceae. The transcript is spliced from 3 exons. Gene Ontology annotation, biological process: amino acid transmembrane export from vacuole. Bases 1 to 2058 code for a protein of 685 amino acids. The record is from RefSeq and is a predicted model, not a curated record.